CUUUGAAAAUUAAAGGUUAUGCGUGAGUAGUCAAUUCCAAAAUACCUAGCAGAGUGUACUUAAAUAUCUAGUUAGUUGUAAACGUGAAAGUAAAUUUGUCAAUGGUUCAAAGAGAUAACUGUGCAAAGUUGGGAUGUCUUAUGUGUACAUAUAUGUGUUUGCCUUUUGUUCAGUGCCUUUUAUAAUAGAUGGAGCUAAUUUUCCCGCACUAUACAGCAGUAGCUUGAUUACAAUGACAGCAACACCUCUGAUUCAAACAUUUGUCUCGCAUCCGGGCUAUGAUGGGCAUAUCCGAUAUCCUGACGGGAACUAUACACAGGACUGGUACAUAAGAACAAACUGGAUUAACCAUACCAUAAAAAUAAACUUUGCUACUUGUUUCAUAGAAAAUUCAAAAGGAGUAUGUUUGUUUGAUUAUCUUUUCGUGUUUGAUGGGGCAAAUUCCAGUAGUCCUGAAAUGAUGAAAACCUGUUGUGGAAAAACACACAGCGCAACUUUAGAAAGUUCCGCUGGAGAGAUGUAUAUCUUGUUUGAGACUGACAACACUGUGGGGGAUACUGGUUUUGAGAUAGAAUACUGGUCUAAUGGCAUCACAACGACAACUUCGACAACUACAGUGGCUCCUUUUACAGUUGACGUCAGUGACCAAGAAACAGGUCUGACUAAAGGAGAAAUUGCUGGAAUUGUAGUUGGAUGCAUUGCCGCUGUUGCGUUAAUUGCAGUUGUCAGCUGUAUUGUUAUUUGGAAAUGCGCUACCAAAAAAUCAUCAACAGAAACAAAUUAAAAUGAUGUAUACUCCAUUUUACACAGAUAUCAGCUGAAGAAAGAAAGACUUGAAAUACUUUAAGAUCUACAGAUAAUUUAAAGACUAAUAACAAUAUGUUAUCCUUUUCUUUUCUUUUCAUUUUUAUAAUUAUAACUACUGACCAUUAUCAUUAUUACUAGAAGUAUGAUUCUAGCAAAUGGUCCGAAAACACAGUUAUCUUCCUUUGAUUUUCCUUGUCUACAAAUAUAGUCCCUUCUGUGAACAGUGUAUUAGUUGCAAUUUUUUUCAUGCCCUUCCAAAUUUACUUCUUCAUGUUUUAUGCCUCAAAUAGCAAGUAGGGGGAUGAAAUUACACGGUAAAAUAAUUUGGGUCAUGCAUUUUAAGUAAAGUAGUGAUUUGGUCCAGCUCAAAAAGGUUAGAAAUUAGUAUGUCUGAAACUGUCAAAAGAAUUCAAGACCCCUUAACAUAAAAUUGUCCAUAUUUUGAGUUACAGCUGAUGAAGUUUUCUAUAAUUUAGAUAUAAUUUGUCACAAAAGUAGUACACCAUACUGUAAAAAAUCAGAGAAAGAGCAGGUGGGUUUUUAAAUAUUUUCAUCAAUUGUCUAAAAGAAAUGCACUACAAAAUAACUGUUCUCGGGCCAAGUCAAGACUACAAACUUCACUAUAAAACUUCAUAAUUUAGUUAUUUUACUGAUAAAUGAUGUUUAAUCAUUUUCUGGAUUAUGGUAUUUUAUUGAAAUAUUUCAUACUAUAUUGGUAAUGAUAAAACAGGUGAUUAGACAAUAGUCAUUAUUUGGACCAUAAAAUUGCAAACAUAAUAAUUUAUU
Mytilus californianus (California mussel) is the source of this 1593-nucleotide messenger RNA. Its product is annotated as deleted in malignant brain tumors 1 protein-like. NCBI's taxonomy places the organism in Eukaryota, Metazoa, Mollusca, Bivalvia, Mytilida, Mytilidae. Bases 134 to 784 code for a protein of 216 amino acids. The transcript is spliced from 7 exons. The record is from RefSeq and is a predicted model, not a curated record.